Aspergillus melleus is the source of this 489-nucleotide messenger RNA. RefSeq lists its product as uncharacterized. The transcript has a single exon. The record is from RefSeq and is a predicted model, not a curated record. Bases 1 to 489 code for a protein of 162 amino acids. Gene Ontology annotation, cellular component: membrane. Gene Ontology annotation, molecular function: carbohydrate:proton symporter activity. Gene Ontology annotation, biological process: carbohydrate transport; transmembrane transport. Lineage: Eukaryota; Fungi; Ascomycota; Eurotiomycetes; Eurotiales; Aspergillaceae.
AUGAUCAUUGGUGUCAUCAUCCAGGUGACUUCGUUCGUGGACCACAUCCCUCUCCUUCAAUUCUUCAUCGGUCGUGUCAUCACUGGUAUCGGUAACGGAAUGAACACUUCCACUAUUCCGACCUACCAGGCCGAGUGCUCUCGUACCAGCAACCGUGGUCUGCUUAUCUGUAUCGAGGGUGGUGUUAUUGCCAUCGGUACUGCGAUUGCCUACUGGAUCGAUUUCGGCGCUCACUACGGCCCUCCCGACCUCGUCUGGCGAUUCCCUAUUGCUUUCCAGGUUGUUUUCGGUGUCAUCAUCAUCGUCGGAAUGUACUACCUGCCGGACUCUCCCCGUUACUUGAUCUCCAAGGACCGUGUCCAGGAGGGUGAAGUUGUGCUUGCUGCUCUCGGUGGCUGGGAAGUGGACAGCCACGAAACCCAGAUGCAGAAGACCCUUGUCAUCGACUCGAUCAGAGCGUAUGUUUUGAAUAUGAUACUGAUGAAAUGA